CACCUCUCCAAGCAGCUGGACAUGUUGAGGGAGAUGAACGAACAGCACGCAAAGGUGUACGAACAGCUGGAUGUGACUGCCAGAGAGCUGGAGAUCACCAACGAGAAACUGGUGCUGGAGAGCAAGGCCUCGCAGCAGAAAAUAGACAGGUUGGAGGGCACCAUGGAGACCUUGCAGAGUCAGGUUGACAGCCUUACAACUCGGGUGGAGGAGCUAAGAACUCUGGAGGAGCUGAGGGUCCGUAGAGAGAAGAAGGAACGCCGCAAGACUGUGCACUCCUUCCCCUGCCUCAAAGAACUCUGCACCGCACCAAGGUCACUAACUGUCAGGAUUUUAUUUUCUAGUGGACAAUAUACAUGUACAAAAAAGCACUUUGUUCACACAGAUCAGUAUGUUAGUGAUGCUUACUACGUGCAAUACAUAUGAAGUGAGGCUUCUGCAGCAUAGGUGAUGGGUUGAUUAAAAUGAUUCUCCAGUAAUUAUCAGACUGCACACGUCUGCAAAGCCAGAAAUCAAUAACUACAUAUUUUGCCAAAAUGUAGUCAAAUAUAGUUUUGACAUAUUACUUUACUAUGAAAGUUAUUGUAUCAUCAAAUUUAUAAUAUGUCAUAAAAAUGUAAUAUAAGAAGUCAAAAUGUAACAUUUACGAAAAAUAGUAUGACAUCCAAAAUAUCAUAAAAAAUUCAUAGUAUAGUAUGACAUCCAAAAUAUCAUUAAAAAGUCAUAGUAUAG
This is a messenger RNA of Epinephelus moara (kelp grouper), 732 nucleotides long. RefSeq names its product cerebellar degeneration-related protein 2-like. The transcript is spliced from 2 exons. NCBI's taxonomy places the organism in Eukaryota, Metazoa, Chordata, Actinopteri, Perciformes, Serranidae. The record is from RefSeq and is a predicted model, not a curated record. The annotation marks the transcript as partial.